Daktulosphaira vitifoliae (grape phylloxera) is the source of this 781-nucleotide messenger RNA. RefSeq lists its product as uncharacterized. NCBI's taxonomy places the organism in Eukaryota, Metazoa, Arthropoda, Insecta, Hemiptera, Phylloxeridae. The transcript has a single exon. Bases 187 to 528 code for a protein of 113 amino acids. The record is from RefSeq and is a predicted model, not a curated record.
CCUUUAGUUGACAAACUUAUAUCGUCCGUCAAAAAAGUCUUCCUUAAAUGUCCAGCAAGAAUACAAAUAUUUUAAGAUGAGGCACCUGAGCUAAGUUUGCCCCCACAGCCAGUUAUAACGCGCCGGGGGACAUGGUUGACGGCGACUAUUUAUUACUGUGACUCAUAUGAAACAAUUAAAAAAAUUAUGGACAAAUUUGAUCCAAAUGAUGCUUUGUCUAUAAAAACAGUUCAAGAAGUUAUGAGUGAACGAAGAGUUGAGGCCAAUUUAGCUUUUAUAAAAUCAAAUUUUUCGUUCUUAUCUUCAGCUCUAACAUCUCUAGAAGAAAAGGGGAAAACUUUAUCCAAAUCGGUUGCUAUUAUAAACACCGUUUCAGGAAAAUUAGAAAUUGCAGCAUCAGCUUCUCAAGGUAAAACAAUAUACACAAAAUUUCAAAAAGUUUUGGACAAAAUUUCUAAGAUAUUAGAUGGGGAAAAAGAAUCACUUGAAGGACUACCUGAAGUUAUAGAAACUAACGACAUUUCUUAAUUUUAAGCACGCACCGAUUAACUCUGUGGAUAUGGAGCGGUCAUUUUCAACUUAUAAAAACAUACUGUCAGAUCGUCGAAGGUCGUUCAAAUUUAAAAACAUCAGCAAAAUUAUCGUUAUUCAGUGUAAUCCUGAUAUUUAAAGUACAUUUAUAAUUUUUUUUUUCAUAUUAAAUACGUGUGUUUUGUAAUAAAAUAAUUUUAAUUAAUUUACAUUAAAAAGGUAUAAAAAAUUUUUCGAAUUAAUAUUAACC